AUGACAUUGAGGUUUGAGGCUUCCUGUCCUGAUGGCCUGUGUCCAGGCUGGAGCAUUAUACUGAAAGGAGAGACACCUUCAGAAGCCAACAAAUUUGAGAUCAAUUUUCUUUGUGAUCGAGAUGACAGAAUAGCUUUCCACUUCAACCCACGCUUCACUGAGUCUGACAUCAUUUGCAACUCCUACAUGUCAAACCGCUGGGGACAAGAGGAGAGAUGCAACAACUUCCCUUUUGGGACAGAGGAACCCUUCCAGAUUGAAAUUUACUCCGAUAACGACCAUUUCCACGUUUACAUAGAUGACACCAAGAUUAUGCAGUACAAGCAUCGCGUGGAAGACCUGAAGACCAUCACCAAAGUUCAAGUGGUGAAUGACGUGAACAUCUCCUCUUUAGAGAUCACCAAGAAGCAUUUUUACUGA
Molecule: messenger RNA, 420 nt
Organism: Chanos chanos (milkfish)
Lineage: Eukaryota; Metazoa; Chordata; Actinopteri; Gonorynchiformes; Chanidae
Gene: grifin
Product: galectin-related inter-fiber protein
Exons: 4
Coding region: 1-420 (139 amino acids)
Molecular function (GO): carbohydrate binding
Source: RefSeq, a predicted model, not a curated record